UAAACUCGUGUAGAAUAAACUAAAUAGAGGCCACAGACGGUGUUAACAAGGUGGACAGGUCUAAACGGCCUCGGGUGAGAGGAUAUUUCAUUGUCACCUCUGACUGCCGGUGGUCCCGUGGCCGAGGCGCAGUGGAGCCUGGGAGUUGUAGUUCACCAGGUGAACUGAGAGGGCGAGGCUGCGCUGAGCACCCUGGGAAUCGUAGUGCUUGCUGCACGGUGCCCUCUGCGCAGGCGCACACCGAUUAGCCACUUCCGGAACAAGCGUUGCGUUUCUCAGGAGAAACUCCUGAGGAGGAUUCCCCGAGCGACAAUGGCUACCUACAGCCUGGCGAAUGAGCGACUACGCGCCCUGGAAGACAUCGAACGGGAAAUCGGCGCCAUCCUUCAGAAUGCAGGUACGGUGAUCCUAGAAUUGUCCAAGGAAAAAACCAACGAGCGGCUUCUAGACCGGCAGGCGGCGGCCUUCACCGCUUCAGUGCAACACGUGGAGGCGGAGCUGUCAGCCCAGAUCCGCUACCUCACCCAGGUGGCCACAGGGCAGCCCCAUGAGGGCUCCAGCUACUCUUCAAGGAAGGACUGUCAGAUGGCUUUGAAGCGAGUGGACUAUGCCCGCCUCAAGCUCAGUGACGUGGCUCGAACCUGUGAGCAGAUGCUGGAGAACUAGGCCAGGGAGGUGGACCCAGAGCUCAGAGGGAGACCAUCGCCUGCACCAUGGGACAGAACCUGGGAACAUGUAGGAUGGGGAGCAUGGGCACCUACAUGCCCUGCUGCUCAAAGUACACUUGGGGAGGCCAAGGCUGGAGGAUCAUGUGAGGUCGGGAGUUCGAGACUAGCCUGGCCAACUUCGUGAAACUCCGUUGGAGACAAAGGGGCAAAUGGUAGGCAUGGAAAAACUGAAGCCUGAGCCUGCCCACAGCUAUGCCCUGGCCUCUCCAGCAGGGUGCUCCUGGCCUCUCCAGCAGGGUGCUCCUGCCCUGCACUCCACCAACACCCUGACAGGCUCAGACAGAGAUAGAAACUCACACAUCCAACCCACUUCCUCAAACACUUCAUGCUCCUGCCCCAGGCUUCGAGCAGACUUGGCCUAAUGAAGAUACAUUCUUCUUCACUGGGAGAGACAAAAUAAGAACUAGAAUUUUAAUAAUAAAAGCAACAACAAUAAAAAGAAGAUCA
This is a messenger RNA of Saimiri boliviensis boliviensis (Bolivian squirrel monkey), 1175 nucleotides long. It is a transcript of the gene MED11, whose product is annotated as mediator complex subunit 11. Gene Ontology annotation, biological process: regulation of transcription by RNA polymerase II. NCBI's taxonomy places the organism in Eukaryota, Metazoa, Chordata, Mammalia, Primates, Cebidae. Gene Ontology annotation, cellular component: mediator complex. Gene Ontology annotation, molecular function: transcription coregulator activity. The record is from RefSeq and is a predicted model, not a curated record.